Molecule: messenger RNA, 1711 nt
Organism: Rhodamnia argentea
Lineage: Eukaryota; Viridiplantae; Streptophyta; Magnoliopsida; Myrtales; Myrtaceae
Product: cytochrome P450 71B10-like
Exons: 3
Coding region: 148-1602 (484 amino acids)
Molecular function (GO): iron ion binding; oxidoreductase activity, acting on paired donors, with incorporation or reduction of molecular oxygen; heme binding
Source: RefSeq, a predicted model, not a curated record
AAAUUGUAAGUACUUUCACAGCACAUAACCAUCCCAACAGUGGCUCUUCACAUCCUCUUCACAUGGUUUUAUCUUUUCCUUCCUCUCCUCCUCCUCCUCCUCUUAGUGAAAAGCUUCCACGGCAAAAACAAAACCGCCACGAAGACUAUGGCUACGACGACGAAGCAGCGGAAGAAGAACCUCCCUCCGGGGCCUCCGCCUCUCCCCAUCAUAGGCAACCUCCACCAGCUCGGCCACUUGCCUCACCAGUCUCUGUGGGAACUCUCCCGGCGGUAUGGCCCCGUCAUGCUCGUCCGCCUCGGCUGCGUACCCACAGUCAUCAUCUCCUCCCCCAACGCUGCCAGGGAGGCCCUCAAGACGCACGACCUCAACUGUUGCAGCCGCCCGCGGCUGCUCGGCACAGGACGCCUCACCUAUGACCACCUCGAUGUCGCCUUCACCGAAUAUGGCGAUUAUUGGAGGGAGAUGAGGAAGCUGUACCUGCUCAAGCUGCUUAGCGCCAAGCGAGUUCAGUCCUUCCGGUACGUCAGGGAAGAGGAGGUGGGUGCAAUGAUCGAGUCAAUCGCGAAGUCAGCAAAGGGCGGAACUUUGGUCGAUAUGAGAGAGAAGUUGAUGGCUUUGACGGUUAGCAUCACUUGCAGGGUCGCAUUUGGGCAGGCGUCUCCGUUGGAGUUCAACGACGGAAGUUUCGUGGAUAUGAUUCAUGAGGCACUGGCGAUGUUGGGAAGCUUCUCGGCAUCGGAUUUUUUCCCUCGAUUCGGCUGGACUGUGGACAGGUUCACAGGGCUCCAUUCGAGGUUGGAGAAGAGCUUUCGCCAGUUGGACAAUUUCUAUCAGAAGGUGAUCGAAGAGCAUCGGAACACGAGAAGGAGCAAGGAGGAAGGGGAGGACAUUGUCGAUUUGCUGCUGAAGAUGGAGAGGGAUCAGACUGAGCUCGCAGGGGUUCGGCUCAAGGAAGAUAACAUCAAGGCCAUCUUGAUGGAUAUAUUCCUCGCUGGAGUGGACACCGGUGCUGUUGCCAUGGAAUGGACAAUGGCCGAGCUCGCCAGGAACCCGCGGGCUAUGCGAAAAGCUCAAGAAGAGAUCCGGAGUUGUAUUGGAAACAAAGAACGGGUCAUGGAAGACGACCUUCACGGGCUCAAAUAUCUCAAGUUAGUACUCAAGGAGGCAAUGAGGUUACAUCCUCCAGGGGUACUCAUCCCGAGGGAAACACUGGGCCACUUCAAGCUGUUCGGCUACGAUGUCGACCCGAAGACCCGUGUCCAUGUCAACGUGUGGGCCAUCGGGCGGGACCCGGGCGUGUGGGAGGACCCUGAGGAGUUCGUGCCGGAGAGGUUCGAGGACAGUCCGAUCGACUACAAGGGGAAUCAUUUCGAGCUGUUACCAUUCGGGGCGGGGAGGAGAGUAUGCCCCGGGAUUUCGAUGGGGAUGGCGUCGGUCGAGCUAGCGCUCGCCAAUGUCUUGCACUCCUUCGACUGGGAAUUGCCAAAGGGAAUGACGGAGCGAGAUGUGAGCAUGGACGAAGGGGCUGGCCUGGCUGUAUUCAAAAAAGUGCCGCUCACUCUACUGCCAAUUAAACCACCUUAUAAAAUCAAAAAAUGAAUAAAUCGUGUUAAGAGAAAAACAUCAUAUGUGACGACAUUUUGUACUUAAUUAUUAUCAAGCGUCUCAAGGUUGCAUUGUACAAUGUUAUAGAAGACAACAUCUCCAC